AUGGUUCAGAACGGGACGCUCUCAGGGCCGACGCUCGACGACGAGUUCUUCGGGCUGCUGAACCCCGACCUCGUCCCUCGCUGCUACAUCGAGUAUGCCCUGGAACGUCUCUCUCAUUCAAAGACCUGCUGGUUUACUCCUGCACUGUUCCUGUCUGAGCAGUAUGAGAAGCUUUUGAAGUCAAAGCAUGAGAUGACAUCGGGCAGGAUUUCGCUGCUGCCCGGAUUGGUCUACGUCCACCGGGAUCACAUCACCCCUUCGAAGGUUUACUUCUACGGGCCAAAGAUCAACGUUUCCAACCGGGUCAUCCGCCAAUAUAAGGAUGACCUGGAAACUUCAUGCGGGUUUCCUUUGUUGACGAGGAUGGAGAGAGGAUGCGGUCCGUUGAUUUAUUGCCUCGCGUGAUCUCCGAAUCGGCCAACAGGCACACAGAUGUCUACAGGAGGAUUCUGUCCACACUGAGGAACGGCAUAACUAUCGGGGGGAAGAGGUUUGACUUUCUGGUCUUCUCUGCCAGUCAGUUGAAGGAUAGUUCUGUGUGGAUGUUUGCCUCCAGGCCUGGACUCUGUGCUGCCGACAUUAGGAGAUCGAUGGGCAACUUCAGCCACAUCAGGAACGUCGCUAAGUAUGCUGCCAGGCUUGGCCAAUCUUUUGGCUCAUCGACCGAGACCCUCGUCGUCAGUAGGCACGAGGUCGAGAUGAUCCCUGAUGUGGAGAAUGCCGGAGGUUAUCUGUUCUCCGAUGGGAUCGGAAAGAUAUCGGCCACAUUCGCCAAGGAGGUCGCCGUGAAGUGCGACCAGAGGAUCACGACGUCAUCAGCCUUCCAGAUCAGGUAUGGUGGAUUCAAGGGCGUCGUCGCCAUGGACCCAACCUCGAGGGUGAAGCUGUCCCUGCGGAAGAGCAUGUCCAAGUUUGACUCGAACAACACGAAGCUGGAUGUCUUGGCCUACAGCAAGCCUCAGGCCUGCUAUCUCAACCGCCAGCUGAUCACCCUCCUGUCGACCCUUGGCAUUAAUGACCAGGUCUUUGGGAGGAAGCAGGAGGAGCUUGUGGCGCAGCUGGACAAAAUGCUGACUGAUCCAGUGAAGGCCCUGGAGUUUCUCAACACCAUAAAUCACGGGGAGAUGGUGGGCAUCCUCAAGGAGAUGCUCCUCUGUGGGUACAGCCCGGGCGAGGAGCCCUUCCUAUCCAUGAUGCUCUGGACAUUUAGAGCAUCCAGGCUUCUUGAGCUGAGGACAAGAAGCAGAAUCUUCAUCCCUAUGGGGAGAUCCAUGAUGGGCUGCUUAGACGAAACCCGCACCCUGGAGUACGGCGAGGUUUUUGUCCAAGUUUCUUGUCACAGCGACAGGCAGCUCCAGAAUGGUGGCCUGGCGAUGUUCAGUGAGAGCUCCAGAAGUGGCGACAGCUCCAGUUUGGCCGUUGUCACUGGGGAGGUGAUAGUCUCCAAGAACCCCUGCCUUCACCCCGGCGACCUCCGCACCCUGCUCGCCGUCGAUGUCCCAGCCCUGCACCACAUGGUCGACUGCGUCGUGUUCCCUCAGAAAGGAGAGAGGUCAUAUAUAUAUAUGGAUCAUUUUGACAUUCCUUUUUUUAAUUCAUCCCUCGUUUCUGUUUUAUGUAAUUUCUUUGAAAUCCGUCGACCACUGUGUUAUCGUAGGCCUCAUCCAAAUGAGUGCUCUGGUAGUGAUCUGGACGGAGAUGUCUAUUUCGUGAGCUGGGAUCCCGAGCUCACCCCCCCUCGGCAGGUUCCACCCAUGGAUUACACACCGGUUCCGCAGGCCACCCUGAAUCGUGAUGUUAUGAUUGAGGUACCGUCUCUCAUCGUUUCUGGCAUUUGUUUUCGUGCGUUGACUUGCAGCAUCAGUUGUGGAGUUGUACAAUGAAUCUUGGGUCGGCCAAAAGAGAGUUUACUUUUGUGCCAUCUUCUGUUCAGGAUGUGGAAGAAUACUUCGCGAAUUACAUUGUCAAUAAUAGCCUGGGGGUCAUCUCAAAUGCCCACACGGUCUUCGCGGACAGGGAGCCGAGAAUGGCUGAAAGCGAAGUGUGCCUAGAGUUGGCAAAGCUGUUCUCAAUUGCCGUUGACUUUCCCAAGACGGGUGUGCCAGCAGAGAUUCCCCCACACCUGGUGGUGAGGGAAUACCCGGACUUCAUGCAGAAGCUCGACAAGGUCACCUACGAGUCAAAGCGUGUGAUCGGGAAGCUCUUCAGGGCGGUCAGAGACCAUGAUCCCUCAGCACGGCCAAAGAAGUUCACCAGGAUGGACGCUAUGCUAUCAUAUGACCGGGACAUGGAGGUCAACGGCUUUAGAGAUCAUCUCGAGGACGCCUCCUUCUUCAAGGGGGAGUACGACUUCAAGCUGGGCAAUCUCAUGGACUACUACGAGAUAAAGACCGAGGCAGAGAUCCUCUCUGGGGUAGUGAUGAGUGCGUCCAAGACCUUCGACAAGUAUGAGGAUGGAGAGGCAGUCCGUCUGGUCGUGAGGUCGCUGAAGAAGGAGGUGAGAGGGUGGUUCAACCAGUGUGGCAGUGCUCCUGAAGACGAGACGGACGACACCUCACUGGCCAAGGCAUCAGCUUGGUACCACGUGACCUAUCACCAAGACUACUGGGGUUGCUACAACGAGGGCUUGGACCGGCCGCACUUUCUCAGCUUCCCCUGGUGCGUCUACGAGAAGCUGAUCCUCACCAAGCAGAGGAAGAAGGGCAUGCCGGCGGGACGCCGAGCAGCUGUCGGGAAGGCUGGCGGCAUCUCUCAAGAUACGGGCUUGAAUGUUUCACCAUGUAUCUGUACAUAUUAG
Messenger RNA from Spirodela intermedia, 2797 nucleotides. NCBI's taxonomy places the organism in Eukaryota, Viridiplantae, Streptophyta, Magnoliopsida, Alismatales, Araceae. The record is from the annotation of a GenBank genome assembly.